AUGCAGGUUGCACGAGCUCCAAAGCAAAAGGCACAUACAGUCCGAAAAGCAUCAAAGAAGGCUAUUGAAAAGGUCAAAGCAACAGGCCCGGGCACAUUCAUGAUGAGGGAGAAAGGAAACACCACCAAAACAGCUAGGGGAAUGCUGAGAGACCUUGUGGCCCUCCACAACGUGCCGGUUGCCCAUGCAGAAGGAGUAGUGUCCGUGGUUACAGCUGCCGUGGGUGUGACUGUUGAGGGGAGAGCAAACAGUACAACUCACAAAAAUGUGAAUUACAAGUCCCGCCAUAUCAUGCUUACCACAUCAAGUGGUGAGAAAGUCAGUUGUGCAAUUGGUGUCUACUCCGCUAUCAAUCAUACAAGUGAGACUCAGUUGAAGGGAUGGUGGGAACUCGUACUGGAGAUGUACAGGACCUACAAUGAGUCCUCGAGGGGAAAAGAAUACCAGGCAGACCCCCGAGAAUUCUAUCUUGCAGUUAAAGGUAUAUCCACGGACCGUGCCAGAGAUCAAAAGAAGUUUGUGCAUCUGUUACUGGAUGUACAAAGUCAAGCCAACCAAGAGACCCGAGGAGAGAAGGCACUGUCAAACCUUGCACACAAGAAGUACAGAGCCUUGCUCAACAAGCUGGCCAAGCACCCAUGUUUAAUGCAGGAAGUCCAUUUAUCAGUGGCACUUUGCACGGUACAUAUCAAAAUUGGCCAGAAGGAGUUUGAUGGGCUGUUGGACAUUGAGAAAGAUGCCGCAACAUUUUUUGUGUGGGCGGGAUGCUUCAUGCACAAGGGGCUCAACACCGUCAAAGGAGGAUACACCAGAAUGUCAGGAUGCUGGAAAAAACAUGACCUACUGGGGCCUGCAAAGCUUUUGAACAAGGACAAUGCUGCCGCAGCAUCAAUUUGGCCAUCAGCAGCAAGGUUGCGGGGGAUUGAGGUCUCCAAGAGGGGUGCCAUCAAAGUACUGAGCCUUGUUGGAGCUAUUUUUUGUCACAAGGACAAUAAGAAGGGUCAGCAGGACACAUUAUGCUUCUACAUGGAGGCCAAACUUGGCUAUACCUUUCAAUGGCCAGAUACGAGCAACACUCAAUACCAGAGUUAUGGCGAUGCAGCUACUGUUUGGAUCAUUCAUCAUGAACUCCUCAUUAGCUUCCUAGGGGUUGUCAAGGACAAAAAGGAAAAAUAUACCUUCAGGAACAUCAAGAAGAAUGUUCUCACCAGAUUACUUGACCCAGAGAUGGACUUCAGGAUAUAUCCCCUUGCAAUCUACUCCCAGAUUAUCACAAUUCCUUGCAUGCAACAAGUGAGAGGUCCGACACAAGAACAUACCAAUAUUUUGGACCUGGAACCUUUUCUCAUCAUAAUGAUUGCCCAUUGCACAGCAAUUGUUGCUGAUCCUGACCUUGCCCCGGCACCUGAUGCAAGAUAUCAAACUGCAACCCUCAAUGGCCAGCCAUUCAAGCGUCUGGAGGUGUUCUAUGCUGUCCAAAGGCUGAUCCUGAUGCUUCCAAAAAUUUGA
Serpula lacrymans var. lacrymans S7.9 is the source of this 1509-nucleotide messenger RNA. RefSeq lists its product as uncharacterized. The coding region runs from base 1 to 1509 and encodes 502 amino acids. The transcript has 3 exons. NCBI's taxonomy places the organism in Eukaryota, Fungi, Basidiomycota, Agaricomycetes, Boletales, Serpulaceae. The record is from RefSeq and is a predicted model, not a curated record.